AUGGAUAAUGAUAGAGAAUCAUUCAUCGCAUUCACAGAGAGAGAUGAUUUCGAUAAAGAUCAAAAAUUAAAUAGUGAUUUUUAUCCAGAUCCUAAAUAUGGAUAUUCAUUACUUGAAAUAUGUUGUUAUCACGGAUCUGUUGAUUGUUUCAAGUUAUUGAUCACUAAAUUCAAAUCAGAAAUCACGAAAACAUGUCUUCAAUUUUCAUUUUUAAGUGGAAAUGCAGACAUCAUGAGUGAAUGCCUGAAAGCAGUUCAACCAGACAAAGAAUGCAUGGAAUAUGCAAUUAUAUCACACAAUAUUGAUUUUGUUACAUUCCUAAUGAACGAGCACAAUAUCGAAAUUGAUUUAUCCAAUUGUAGUACUUACCAUAAUCUACAAGCAUUUUUAGUGUUAAUAGAUCACACUAAUGAUAUUAACAAUUGUUUUCUUGUAUCUGUUUGUUUCAAUAUUCCAUCUCUAUGCGAAUAUUUUAUUUCUCUUGGUGCAGAUAUCAAAACCAAAGAUGAUGAAGGACAAAAUGCUCUCUUCCAUGCUGCAAAAUAUAAUUGCAAAGAAAUAACAGAAUUCCUUAUUUCACAUGGUUUAGAUGUCAAUUCAAAAGAUAAUGAAGGAAAUACUCCACUUCAUAUUGCUGCAACUAAAAAUAGCAAGGAAGCAGCAAAAAUUUUAAUUGCUAAUGGUGCAAAUAUUAAUGCAAAAGAUAAACACAAAAUGCGUCCUCUUCAUUGGGCAGCAAAUUGUAACAAUUUGGAAAUUGCAGAUCUUCUUAUUUCAUAUGAAGCAUAUCUAAAUAAAAAAGAUGAUCUGGGAAGAACACCACUGCAUUAUAGUGCAUCAAAGAAUUGUAUUGAAACCUUGAAACUUCUUAUCGAUAAUGGAGUUGAUAUGGAAGCAACAGAUUCAGAUGGACGUACUCCUCUUUUUAUUGCAGCACAAGCAAAUAGUAAAGAAGCGCUUGAAAUUUUGCUCUCUCAUCAUGCCAUUAUUCAGCCAGAAUUUUCAUAUUAUGGUCUUACUGCACUUCAUUUUGCAGCAAUUGGUAAUAGUAAAAUAUGUGCCGAAAUUCUUUUAUCGCAUCGAGACUAUAAAAAUGCAAAAACUCAUGGUGGAGAUACUCCUCUUCAUUUAGCUGCAUUAUUUAAUAGCAAAGAAACUGCUGAACUUCUCAUAUCAAAUAAAGUUGAUAUCAAUGCUACAAAUAAAGAUAUGCAAACAGCUCUGUAUUUUGCGGCAGAAGGUAAUAGUAAAGAUACAGCAGAAAUUUUAAUUACAAAUGGACUUUUAGUCAUGACAAGAGAUAAAUAUGGAAAAACUGCACUUCAUUAUGCCGCUGAAAAUAAUUGUAUAGAAACAGCAGAUCUACUCAUUUCAAAUGCUGGAGAUAUUAAUGCAAAUGAUAAAAAAGGAUUUACAGCUCUUCAUAUUGCUGCUCAGAAAAAUUAUAAAGAAAUUGCUUUUCUCCUUAUUUCCCAUGCUGCUGAUGUCAACGCAAUUGAAUUGAAAAGAAAAACACCACUUCAUUAUGCAGCAAUGAAUAAUUGCAUCGAAACAGUUGAGCUUCUUAUUUCUAAUGGAGCUGAUAUAAAUGCCAAAGAUAACAAAGAGAAGACGCCUCUCUACUAUGCCUUAAAAAAGGACAGAAAGGAAAUUGCCGAAAUACUUCUUUCGCGUGGAGCAGAUCAGGUUGAUGUACAAAAAUGCUCAUUACAAUAG
Messenger RNA from Trichomonas vaginalis G3, 1716 nucleotides. RefSeq names its product ankyrin repeat and SOCS box-containing protein 4 family. The transcript has a single exon. Bases 1 to 1716 code for a protein of 571 amino acids. The record is from RefSeq and is a predicted model, not a curated record. NCBI's taxonomy places the organism in Eukaryota, Parabasalia, Trichomonadida, Trichomonadidae. Gene Ontology annotation, molecular function: protein binding.